This is a messenger RNA of Teleopsis dalmanni, 778 nucleotides long. Its product is annotated as farnesol dehydrogenase-like. NCBI's taxonomy places the organism in Eukaryota, Metazoa, Arthropoda, Insecta, Diptera, Diopsidae. The coding region runs from base 126 to 710 and encodes 194 amino acids. The transcript has a single exon. The record is from RefSeq and is a predicted model, not a curated record.
GUAGCUCAGUUCAAAGUGAACAGCUUAAGUGUGCAGUUUUUCAGCACAGAUCCGAAGUGCAAUUGCAGUUCUAAAUAAAAAUUUUAAUUAUUUCAACGUAUAAAAAUAAUUGCAUUCUUGAAACUAUGGAGCGCUGGUUAAAAUCUGUUGCCGUAGUCACUGGUGCCAGUUCUGGAAUAGGUGCUGCCAUUGCUAAAGACUUGGCAAAUGCAGGAUUAAUUGUUGUUGCCUUGGCUCGUCGCAUUGAACGUGUAGAGGAAAUACGUGCCGAAUUAUCACCAAAAGUGCAACCGAAUUUUUAUGCUAUCAAGUGCGAUGUUACAGAUCGUAACGCUGUCAAUGAAACUUUUGAUUGGAUUGAAGAGAAUUUAGGUGGGAUUGAUAUAUUGAUAAAUAAUGCUGGCACACUUUUCACUGGUCAAAUUGUGACUGCUGAUAUCGAUAAAAUGCAGAAUGUCCUGCAAACCAAUAUAAUGGGUGUUGUUUUAUGUACUCAACGUGCUUUUAAAUCGAUGAAAGCUCGCAAAGUUGAUGGGCAUAUUGUUAAUAUUAAUAGCAUCACUGGGCAUUAUAUACCCAGUCUAGCAGAACCGCUUAUGAUGAACAUUUAUCCAGCAUCAAAGUACGCCAUAACAGCAAUCAAUGAAAUCGUGCGUCAAGAAGUUCGUGAUUUGGGUACAAGAAUAAAAAUUACUGUAAGUUUUUGUUAAGAAUUAGAUAUAAGUCGGGUGGUAAUGUUAAUAGAAUACUUUCGCGAAGUCUUAUGUACUUUUAAGUC